Molecule: messenger RNA, 8881 nt
Organism: Rhinolophus ferrumequinum (greater horseshoe bat)
Lineage: Eukaryota; Metazoa; Chordata; Mammalia; Chiroptera; Rhinolophidae
Gene: SPATS2
Product: spermatogenesis associated serine rich 2
Exons: 15
Coding region: 714-2327 (537 amino acids)
Cellular component (GO): cytoplasm
Molecular function (GO): protein binding
Source: RefSeq, a predicted model, not a curated record
CCCCGGCGGGGUCGGUGGGGACGGGCUGGCGCUCCGGCCCCCGGCCGCGGCCGCGAUUCCCAGCCCGCGGGCCGGCGGAGAAGGGAAGCGGGGUUAGGAGCGGUGGGGGCGGGGCGGCGUCCAGCUCUGGGAGAGCUGUGGGCGGAGCGCGGCGGCGACGGCGGCGGCGGCGGCGGCUCUAGAAAACGAGAAGGAGGCGGCGGAGCUCCUUUCCUCUUCUCAGACCCCGGAGCGUCCGGGACGCAGAGCCCGGAACUGGAGGGACGCGGCGACUGCGGGGGCCCGGCGUAGGCGCUGAACUCACUGUGUUAUAUGUAUAUUAUAAGAUCUUCAAACAAUCCUUUUAAGUUUCUUGCAGCUGUAUUUGAGCUGGGGAACCUGAGGAAAUACUAGAUACGGGAAAUUCUAGAGGAAGAGAAAAGACCCUUGAUUUGGGCAGGAAGAGCUGUUAGAAAGAUCUUACGGAGUGGUAAGAGAAUCUCCCUGGAAAAAGAGACGUGAAUGUCUGCAAUGAUAUUUCCUGACGUGAAGUUGAUAGAGAAGAAAAGGAGAUCACCAGCCAGAGAGCAGAAUUUUGAAUAACCAGGAUUUUGUAUCACCUCUAACUACAGACUUCUCUUGCCUACCUUUAAAUCAGAGAUAACUGCAAUCAGAACCCAGACAAGGCAAAAGAAUAUUUUUCUUCUGUAUCUUUUGAGAUCAAAGAAACUGCAAUGUCUCGGAAACAAAACCAGAAGGAUUCAUCAGGAUUCAUUUUUGAUUUGCAGUCCAAUACUGUACUGGCCCAGGGAGGAGCUUUUGAGAACAUGAAAGAGAAGAUAAAUGCAGUGCGUGCAAUAGUUCCCAAUAAGAGCAACAAUGAAAUCAUCCUGGUUUUGCAGCACUUUGAUAAUUGUGUGGACAAAACAGUGCAAGCAUUUAUGGAAGGUAGUGCCAAUGAAGUACUCAAGGAAUGGACAGUAACAGGCAAGAAAAAGAACAAAAAGAAGAAAAGCAAACCAAAACCUGCAGCAGAAGCAAGUAGCAGUAUCCCAGAUUCCAGUAAAUCGGUUUCCAUUCAAGAGGAGCAAUCUGCACCUUCUUCAGAGAAAGGUGGUAUUAAUGGUUACCAUGUCAAUGGUGCCAUCAAUGAUACUGAGUCUGUGGACUCACUCAGUGAAGGUAUGGAGACACUGUCAGUAGAUGCCAGAGAAUUAGAGGACCCUGAGUCUGCCAUGCCACGUUUGCUGGACCGAGCAGGAUCCGUGCUGGAAAAUGGUGUCUCUGAUUUUGAGUCCAAGUCUUUGACUAUGCACUCUACUCAGAAUUCUCAACAAAAUAGGAAUGCUGCUAAACCUCUCUCAAAACCUCAGUUCUCAAAUCUGGGCAUGGAAGAUGUUCCACGCUCCUCUACCAACAAAAAGCUAGGUUCCAAUAUUGAAAAAUCUGUGAAAGACCUCCAGCGCUGCACAGUGUCUCUUGCACGGUAUCGAGUUGUAGUUAAAGAAGAGAUGGAUGCUUCCAUUAAGAAAAUGAAACAAGCUUUUGCAGAAUUGCAGAGCUGUUUAAUGGAUCGAGAAGUGGCAUUGCUUGCUGAAAUGGACAAAGUGAAAGCUGAAGCAAUGGAAAUUUUGCUCAGCCGACAAAAGAAAGCCGAACUUCUAAAGAAGAUGACUGAUGUGGCUGUUCGAAUGUCAGAGGAGCAAUUGGUUGAGCUCAGAGCUGAUAUCAAGCACUUUGUUAGUGAACGCAAAUAUGAUGAGGAUCUGGGACGAGUAGCCCGGUUCACCUGUGACGUAGAGACCCUAAAGAAGAGCAUUGAUUCAUUUGGACAAGUGUCCCAUCCAAAGAACAGCUAUUCAGCCCGGUCCCGAUGUAGCUCAGUUACAUCUGUGUCCUUGAGUAGUUCAUGUGAUGCCUCUGCUGCUUCCUCUUCCACCUGUGCCUCUGCUACCAGCCUUACAAGUGCUAACAAGAAAAUCUCGGCACCCGGAGAGACUCCUGCAGCUAUAGCAAACUCCAGUGGCCGGCCUUACCAGCCUCAUCGAAAGGUGUUGCCAGGGAACAGACGAGGCGGACAAGGCUUCAGGCCACAAGGCCAAAAGUCCAGUGACCCCACGAACCAAGGGGGUCAUUACAGAAAUAGCUCAUGGUGUUCAUCCGGUCCCAGGUAUCAGAGUAUGCCACCCCAGGCACCGGGAAACACUAGUGAAUGGGGCCAGGCUCCCUCUUCAGGGACCAUCGGAACUGGAGCCAGCGUGGAUCCCAGCCCACCCAAGCCCUCAUUCAAAAAGGGGCUCCCCCAGCGCAAACCCAGAACCUCUCAUUCUGAAGCUGUGAACUCUUAAGGGAAUUCCCAUUGUCCUCUCUCCUCUAUCCCACACAAUUCAACUUGGCAACUGGACUUUAGGAAACUUAUAGUUAGAUUUAAUAACAAAAAGAAGUUUACAUAUAUCACUUUUUAUGCCAUUCUAAAUAUUUUUGGUUUCUUCUCUCCUUAUUUCCUCUUUACCAGUUUUGGAGGGUAAGCUGUCUUCCCUUGACCUUUCCCACUGAUAUUGGUUGAUUCUGAUUGGCCAUUUCUACCAGGAAUCAUAGGCCACUGUUGCCAGGUUUCCCAACGGUAAGCAGUGUAUUUCCCAGGGCAGCAGGCCUUUCGGUUGUCUGAAGAGGCCUUUCUCAGCAACCCCUACUGCUCAGGCUCUCAGGGAGAGAUGGAUCAGAGCUAGCCCUGUUGCCUUUCCAGGCAGACACCACACAUGGCUGUCAGGUUCCCUCUAAACAACAGUGUAACCAGGAGAGGCAAUGAGAGGAUAUGUGCUGCACUGAGUUAGCCAGAGAAGGGGAAAUGUAAUUGGUGGAAAGCAAAGAACACUAGAAAAUAUUUGAGAAUCUGCCUUUCCUCCUAGAACGUGCCUGAGAUUGACACUCGGGUCAGGGUUUCAGUCUCCUGCUUGGCCCCAUAGCUUAACCUGCUGUUUCUUCAAAAUGCCUAAAGCCUUGUUUCCUAUUACCUUAGACUGCAAACCAGUCAAGGGAAGUCCGUGGGAAAGUAGCAUUUAAUUAAAGUUUAAAGAGGGGGGAAGUAUUUCUUUAUUUCAGUGUUUGAAGAUUUUUGUUGUUAUUCUCCCUUUUUCCUGAAUCCUAGUCUGAUCCUGAACAAAUUUAUAGCAAUAUAAUUAGUGUUAAUCUGUUACCCAUCAAAAAAUUGCUGCAAUCUUUAUAGUUGAAUAAAUAAAAACUGCAUAAAUGUUCCCACAUUUGUUUUCCAGCAGCAAGUGACUUCAUUAUCUGUUUUCCUUUGGACCUCAUGGGGUAGAAGUCUCUUGAACAUUUGGGGCUUAAAUGAGGGUGUCUGAUUGCUCAGCCGUUUGUCCACUGCUUAACUUCAGAACCAAAUUAAAAUGUGAAAGCCAGGAUGAGCAAAUGCAGCUAUUCCUGUGGGAAAGAUUCGUAGGAUAGGGAAUGGUGACUUUCUAAAGGAGAGCUUACCAGUUUAGAAAAACCACAGCUGCCAACGGCUCUCCCAGGCAACCAAAGGUUAUACAGCACCCCUCUCCUCCACUGCCUGUCCCUUGACAGGAGUAGUGAAUGUAACAGUAUAAUUGGGCUCUUGCAUAUAGCAGGUGGCAUUGGUGCCAGACCCCUCCACCCCACCCCACACACCCCCAGAAUCUAUGGUUUAAUAACAGCAGAGCUAUUUAUUUCUCCAGCAUUUGUCUUCCCAAGUCUGAAGCUGAAACUAGAAGUGGCAGUGGUGCAGAAUUUAGCUGCCUCAGGGCUUCCCCUGGCUCUUUGGCUGAAGCUGAGCUGCCAGGGUUCAGGUUGGUUGAACAGAUUGAGAGAGAGAGAGAGAGAGAGAGACAGAGAGAGAGAGAGACAGAGAGAGAGACAGAGAGAGAGACAGAGAGAACUGACUUUUAGUAAUGAAAACAGUAGUCAAGGAGUGCUGGGAAGCCAUUUUCUAACAGGCUUAUCACCUCAUUUUUGGGAAUUUGUCCAACAUCACCAUUAGCCUGCUGGAUGUCAGGAAAAAGGCCUGCUUUUCUGAUUAAUUGCUUACCUUACUUUAUAGGAAAUCCAGAGAUUGAAGCAACCUUGAAGGGAUUAUGAGGUCUAUCCCUGUAUCUAGGCAAGACAGUAUUUAACCACUCAGACAGAUGGGAAGCCACUGUUUGUCACAAUGCCUUGAAAUCAAAAUUAAAAUCUCCUUAUAGAAAAAUAUUAGAAGAUUUUUUCUAUGACCGUAAAAAGUUUGAAAAUGAAGAUUUUUCUACAUUUUGUUAAUUAAAAAAAAGUAUUUAAAAUAUCAAAUAAUACAGAAAUGUAAAAGGAAAAAGUUAAAGUUUUCCACCUUCCCAUUCUGUUCCACAGGGGUAAUAACUAUUAACGAUUUGGUGUAUACCCUUGUAGACCUUUUUCAAAGCAUAUACAUAUGUGCAUAUACCCAUGGAUAUAUAGGUUUUUUUUAUUUUUCGUUCUGUUUUUAUAAAAAGAGGCAUCAUACUAUAUGCAGUCUACAAUUCUUUAUUUAAAUGAUAUGUCUAAACCUUAAUUCAUUUAGGAUCUCAUGUUAUAGAUAUUCUCCUAAAUUUGCCGUUUGACUUUCUUAAACGAAAAGAAGUUAGGUUUAUCGUAAGUUUGAGUAGUGCAGCCCAUUCCUUGCUCCCCAGAAUAGCUCUAGGCUUCCCAAGAGAAGGGAGGCUCCGAAACCUUGGCAGCUCCCACCGGCUGUUCAAAGAGAUCCUACAUAUUCAUCAUUUUUCCUUCCCUUUCCAGUUCCUCUUAGAGAUAAAUGUCUUGCCCUUUCCCAACUUAGAGGUAGGACUUGAAACCUCAGAUUAUUUAGCUCUGGCAGUUAUGUGCCACUUGAGAGAGAACAUUUAAAUUAGCAUGGCUUCAUUAUGAACAUCAGAUAUUUCCUACUAGGCCUCUUACUUAUGGCAGUUCUUAAAAUUCACUUUUUAAAAAAGUAAUACAGAUGAGUUUUUUUAAAGAGGUACAAAAGUAUGCAUAAUGGAAAGUAAAAAAGUCCUCCCUCAUCUUGUCCCACUGAUAAGUUUCUUAUAUAUCUUUCCACAAAUUUUCUAAAUUCAAACAUGCAAAUAUAUUUUUUCUUUCUUUCAUAUAAAUGGGAAUCAUACUAUGCAUUCUCCUAAUCAACUUGCUUUUUCCACUUGUUCUCACUUUUUAUAACUAGUUUUUGUUUUAAGGGAAAAAAUGUAUAUAUAUAUUUAAAAAAAUAAACAGUUCAAAAGCACAUAUGAUGAAAAAGAAGCCUUCAUCCCACUCCGGACCAUUUGUCCCCUCCCCCUGAGGCAAAUACUCUUUAAGUUCCUUGUGAUUCCCUCCAGGGAUUUGGUAUACUGGCACACAUACAUCAUAAGGAUGUAUACCACUUAGACCUCUUCGCGUGUUGGUACAUGUAAAUAUACCUCAUUCGUUCUAUGGCUGAUAGAUCCCAUUGUAUAUAUUUAUCAUAAUUAAUUUAGCUAGUCCCUAAUGAUGGUUUUCAGUGUUUUGCUACUAUAAGUAUUACUGAAAUGAGCAUCUCAUAAUACAUAUGUCAUUCCUCAUUUGUGAGAGUGUGUCUUUAGGAUAAAUUCCUAGGAGUAGAAUUGCUGGAUCACAUAGUUAUUGACAAAGUACUCUUAAAGAUGCGUGGAUUUACACUCACCAACAAUGUUUGGAGGUGCUUUGAAUAGUUGCUGAGCUGGAAGCUACAGAGAGAGAAAGAUAACUAAAACAAAGCCCUUCAGGGGGCUGACAGACUAGUUGGAGCAACUGAGACAUAAAGGUAGAACAAUACAAGGUAAUGUCGUAUGAAAGCCACACUAUCUUCUGUGAGUAAGAUAGAGGAAGCACCACUUUAAGGGCUGGGUCCUGUGCUUAAACUAGAACUAUACAAGGGCUGAUUACGUAUUUUUCAGUAGUUUGUAAAUAGGGUGACCUUAUAUUUCAGAAUCCCAAACCAGGGUAUACAGUCUUGUAAAUAUGAAUGUAUGUAUGGGGGAAAACAGGAUAAACUGUUUUAGGUUGGAGUGACCUGGAAAAGCCAGGAUACAUGGCUUCUCAAUCUGUGAACUAACUUAUACUUUUGGAAGUCAGUAGAAUAAUGACUUGUUGCCCCUGGAAAUUCUGGCAUUUGACCUAACAAACUGAGGGUUUGUCUUGACUGCUUCAUAGGAUCCAUCCCACCUUCUUGUCCCACCGGGUGAGGGUUAUAUCCUUUGGCAGGUACAGUCUUGUGAGUACUUCAUGGAAGAUACGGGUCCAAAACGGUGCGUGUGGAGGUCACCAACUGGUACAAGGAGCUAUUUUGUCACUGUUUUAACCAGUUCAGAGUACCGACCAUAAUUAUGGCGGCCAGACAACGUUCUGUAAAAUCAGUCAAGCUUGGCUUCUGGUUGCCUUAGCCACCUGAGCACAUUCUUUCCUUCAAACACUGAGCCACUUACUAUGUUAGGCACUGUGCUGAGUUCUGAGGCAAAGAUGAGUAGUUCCAGCUUUCAACCACUUUGCAGGUUAAAGAAACAGAGCUCUUAGCUCUUCCUUCAACUCUUGGAAAUCAUGCCUGGUGGUUGGGUAGCACGCGAGAGUGAAAAGACCCUGGACUUUUGAGACACACACUUGAAUUUUAAUUCUGCCUUCACAACUUGGUGGCUGUGUGAGUGGCUAACCUUGGGCAAAUAACAUCUCUGAACCACUUCCUGAACUGUAAACUAGAGACUGUGGCAACUUCUUCCUGGAGGAGGAUUUAGCCAGAGGCUGCAGAGCAGUACCCCGCUGUGUGAGCUAACCGACGACAAGUUGCAUGUUCACUCACCAUAACUCCUUUGCUUUUCUCUCUCUUCUGCCCUGUUAAAAAGUACAUGAAAGACAUCCCUUAUGUCCAGCCAUACAGACCUUAUUCACCAAAGAAAUAAUUCAGUCAUCUUAUUCCUUUUGUAGCUUUUCUGAGUGCAUAUCCCCCCCAGAAUGGAGCCCCUCUUGUCUGUUGGCCAUACCUGUCAGAAAAACACACCCUCGUCCCGUUUCUGAGCUCCCUGGUUGGGGAAGGCCAGAUACUAAUGGCACUCACCUGGGUAAACAGUCAUCAGUGCACAGCCGCAUGCAGGAGUGAAGUGGGGGCCAGGGUUUCCCAGGGGCGAGCCAGGGGCUGUUAUUUCCAUACAGGUGCUGAGGGAGUUUUAUUACCUGUCUUGCUACGCCUUACCAAAGAAGAAACACUAUCUGCAGAUGUUUCUGGGUGAGGAAACUCACCUACCAUCACUACCACCAGCACAACUGUUCUCCAGCCCACUCGCCCCUUCACUGCCGUCAAAACAGCAGAAACAAAUACCACCCACUCCGAUUCCUCAGAAAAGUCAGGUCUCCUUUUUAUGUCUCUUCAACUUAACCCAGUUAGGCUUUCUCUAACUUGGUUUCAAACAAACCCGUUUUCUGGUGCUGCUAGAACACAGAUGGAGAUGGAGAUUGCUGAUUCACUCCCUUGUUGGCUCCAGGCAGGACUGUGGUAGGCUGCCCUGUGGCAGGCAGGCGGGACCUGCAGUCCAGCCGUGAAGUCCAGGUGGCUGUUGACAGCGGGCUCUCACUACAGGUCACUAUGUGAGCACUCAUCAAAAUGACCAUACUGUCCCCUUUUCAUAGGCUGCUUACCAAAGCACAGGACAAAGCGCCCCAAUUGUGUGCCACAGUAGCAAACUGCUACCAACCUAGUCAAAUCUUGGUUCAGACCCAGUUCCUCCACUACUAGCCAUGAGACAUAAAACAGUUUUUUAUCUGUUAAUAAAACUAUGUACCUCCCAGGAUUCCCUUGUUUGAAAGUUUAUUGUGGUUUACUCACACUAGCUAGGAUUAUCCACCAAAAGAAAAGGAAUGGCCUAGAAUGAGAGAGCCAAAGGCUGGCCAAAUACUGGAGACCUCAAAGUAUUCUAAAACGUUUAGUUUUUUUUUUUUUUUUGGUGGGGAAGGAGAACCUUCAGUGAGUUUUCAAUCCUGAACUCAUUUCCCUGGUCCUAGCACCUAACGUCUGAGCAAGUGCUCAGGGGAUCGCUUAACAAUUGCUACCGCUUAACUAAGCUCAUCACAGGUUCUCUCAACAAUCCUUUGAGAAAGGGUCAUUUCACAAAUGAACUGAUGUUCUUUCGAUGAACACCCCCCGCCAUCCCUGCCCAAGGUCACCCAGCUGGUCAGUGGCAGAGUUAGAAUUCUAACCCAGAGUAGUCUGACUUGAAAGCCUGAGAUUUUCCCACCAUACAACACAACCGUAGAAGCAGAGCUUGACCUGGGGAUCUCCAGAAAGGAGGGUGGAGAGAGUGGGAAGAGGUGACUAGAGGGGAGGGGCCCCUGGGCUCUUUUCCUCGACAGCCACCUGUUCUCACCCCCCACACAGCGACUGACUCCGCCUGUGCUAGGGGAUUGGGGGCUUUAUCUAUCUUUUGUGUCUUGAGCGCUUUUUCCUUGCUUUGCUCUUCCCUUCUCUCCUUGUUCCCUUUGUAGAUAAUACUCCCACAGGCCUCCCACGGCAGCUCCAAAACAAGCCGCCUGAGUUUCUUCUUGUUGACAAUGGCUUUGAGCUGUCUCUGAACUGGGCUCUCCCUCAACUUUCCCCUCCCUGUGACUCCCCACUGUGGCUGAUGAGUCAAGAGUUGGGGGAAGGGCAGAGCAAAAGGAGAUUAUAGCGAGGAGGCCAGGGCUCCCUGAUUUCCCAGUUCUCUGUUCACUUUUCAACCCUGCCCCAACCCCCAUCCUACUAUCCUGAACAGGGGUCCCUGCUCCUUGUGUAUGUUUGGGGAGAAAGGGAUGAGGUGUAAGGAGAAGGCAAGAAGACCUGAGGUAUUAGGUAGAGAUCUAAAGAACAGAAAAACCAGAAACAGACUCAUGUAUACAGAGAACAAAA